Molecule: messenger RNA, 3858 nt
Organism: Caenorhabditis bovis
Lineage: Eukaryota; Metazoa; Nematoda; Chromadorea; Rhabditida; Rhabditidae
Source: the annotation of a GenBank genome assembly
AUGAUAUCGCCUUUAAUCUCACGCCAUCAUGCUGAAAUUGUUCAAACCGAAACGGUAAAUGGAGAAACUAAAUACAUGAUAUACGACAAUUCGUUGAAUGGAACAUUCGUUAAUGAUAUGCGCGUUCCGCUUCGCUCUUUUAGAAACAUUCAGCAUCCAUUGGCGUGUUGCGAUCUGCGGGAAAACGAUAUCAUCACGUUUGGCCAUUUCAGUGGCUCAUCUGUGCUUCCCGGCGAGUACGCCCCUCAGGCGACACCGGAUUUUUCGUUCGUUGUCGAGAAAAUGGAUCCUAACCGACAAUAUGUUGGAUUUGACAAAGAGUAUAAUCGUGUCUCGACAAUGAUAUGCUGGUCAGAUAAUUUGCCUCUCGUGCCUCAUCGCAAUAUUUCCCUCAAUCCGGAAAUCUAUUCCUCUUUUCAUGAAGGCGAAUCGAAAAUUGAAGUUUGUAAAGCAUUGGAGAUGGUUGAGUCGAUCUUGUUACCGGGUCAGGCUGUGCCAGUGCCGAUUGGUGCCGGCAGACGGAGCAACGCCGUGAACAUAAGGCCAUUUGAGCAGCAGCUAACGACGCCGUCAAGACGUGAGCCAGUGCUGGCUGCAUCAGCAGCCAUUCAGGUGUCGCCUCCGCGGUUCCAGCAAAAGCGCCAACUGCAGUCGGCGACACCUUCGCAAUCUGCACCGUGUCUGAAGCAGCAAAGGUUGAGACAAUCAUCUCCGACAACCUACAUUCUAGACAAAGUGCCUGCGGCAGGAGUGAACACACCGAAGAAAUAUCCGCUGAGGAUUUCUCCAGAAUCUACCUCUCACCUACGAAUAAAAACUGUUAUAAGGCGAAAGCCUGAGAUUCAAAAGGUGCAACAGGAUCACGAGCAGCUACAAGAACAGCAAGUUCUCCACCGAAGCGAAUCCCCACAUGAGCUUCAAGAACAAGGAGAAAACGAAGCUUGGCAAGAUCAGCUGUUACUGCAUGAAAUAGAAGAGCCAGAACAAGAGCUGCUGAGAAAUCAAGAAGAGCUUCUGCAGCAGGAGACGCAGGAGGAGCUCCAACCAGCGCAGAAAGAAUCUCAGCAACAUCAGAAGCACCAAGAAGAACUUCAGCAACAGCAAGAAGAGCUUCAGCGUCACCAGAAACAUCAAGAGGAGGCUCAGCAUCAGCAGCAGGAAGUUCAACGACGACAGGAGCAGGUUCGGCAACAAAAGGAAAAUCAGCGACAGCAGAAGCUACAGGAGGAGGUUCAGCAAAAAGAGGAACAUCAGCGACAGCAAAAGCUACAAGAGGAGGUUCAGCGACAACAACAGGAGGAGAUUCAGCAGCACGAGGAACAUCAGCGACAGCAGACGCUACAAGAGGAGGCUCCGCGACAGCAGGGGGAUCUUGGCCCACAACAGGAGGAGCUCCAGAAGCAAGAGGAUCUUCAGCGGCAGCAGGAGGAGGUUCAGCCGCCACAGGAAGAGGUUCAGCAACAUCAGAAACUCAAGGAACAGGAGGAGGAGCUUCAGAGACAGCGAGAGGAACUUCAGCGGCAGCAGAAACAUCAAGAGGAGGUUAAACGAAAGCAGGAGGAAGAUCUAAGAAAACAAAAGGAACAGGAUCAACUUAGAAGACAAAAGGAACACGAGGAGUUGCUGAGAAAAUAUAGCGAAGAAGAUGAUCUUCGAAAGAUUCGUGAGGAGCAAGAAUUGCUUCUUAAAGUACGCAAGGAACAAGAGGAGAAGCUAAAAGAGCAAGAGGAGAUUUUGAAGAAGAGACAACAACAAGAGCUUCUUAAGAGAAACCAAGAACAGGAGUUGCUGAUCAGGAAUCAAAAGCAAGAAGAACAUGAGAGAAGACAAAAUGAGCAGGAAGAACAGUGGAGAAAACUUAAGGAGCAAGACGACCUGUGGAAAAAACAAAAGGAGCAGGACGAACUGCCAAUCACACAGCAGAUGUUCGCGAAAGCAAAUCCGAAUUCGUUUAUUCUACCUCAAGUGACGUCACAAAAUCAAAUUUUUUUGCAAACUCUAAAUGCAUAUUUGCCCAACUCAUCUGCGAACGUGAUGUUCAAAUCGUCCACCUCAAUGUUCCAGAACGUGCACCAAUCGCAGCAUCAGCAAGCACCACCGCCGCUGCCACCACCUCCACCUCCACCCCCACCAAUUCAACAACCUCAACCAGUCGAUUUUGUCUUGCCUGCUCUUUCGGAUUUGCUACCGAGCUUGGGGUUGUUGCUUUCGACACAACUGCCAAACAAUCCAGCUCCGGAAUUGUCAAACAACCCAACUAAUCCAGCACCUCAAUUGCAAAAUAAUCCAACUCCUCCGUUGUCCAGCAAUUCGAUGUUUCUCAAUAACUUAUUGUUGACGCAACAAUUGCAACAUUCACAGAUGCAGCAGUCGCAAUUGCAGCUGACUCAAGAGCAACUACUUCAAUUAUUGAAUCAGAUUCAAUCACGAAAUCAGCAGCAAUCGCAGCAGCCGCAACAACAGCAAAUAGAAGCUACGAAUCAAGUUUCACCGCCCCGAGUAAUAAUUCCGGAGCCGCUUGCUGACCAACGCCGCAUUUGCUCAAGAACAGGAGAAUUGGUGCCUUCUGAUCCAAACACUCCAAAGAAUAGCGAUGUUACGAAUGGUUCUGUUACAAUCGCAACACAAAGCUCGCCUGUUGAAUGCCAUAGCUUGGCUCCAAGUCCUCCGAAGCCAACACAAAACGGACAGGAAAUUUUUGAGGAAAUAGAUGUUACUGUUCCGAUCCAGGAUGGCAAUUUCAUUCAACAAUCUGAAUCUCCGCCUUCGUCCGGUACAAUUAUUUCAGAUUCUGUUGACGGAGGUAUAGACGAGUCCGACGAUGAUGAGCCAAUUGAUGUUGGAACACCGGAAAUCGUAAAGCCUAGAGAAGAUGAAGUAGCCAGAGAAAUAGUCAUUGAACAAGUAGUCACUGAAGAAGUAGUCACUGAAGAAGUAGUCACUGAAGAAGUAGUCGCUGAGGAAGUAGUCGCUGAAGUAGCCAAUGAAGAAGUAGCCAGUGAAGAUGCACCUAAGGAAGUCAUAGCUAAGGAAGACGUAGCCAGGAAAGAAGGAAUUAUUGAUAACAUCUCGAGUCCACAAAAUACACAACCUAAAAAAAAGAAGAAGAAGAGAACAAAUGAGCUCAAUAAUUUGCUGAAUGAUGUCGCUUCGUUCGCUCAAGCAACUACAUCUAGCGUGCAUCGACGUCCAACUGAAGACCAUAUUGUGGAGAAGCUUGGGCAGAGAAAAUUGAGAAAGAAGGAGAAGGCUGUGCUUCGCGAAGGACAAUCUGGUGACGAUAAGAACGAUCCUGAAAAACGAUUGAAACAGCUUAGUGAUGAAUCUAGCGUCUCCAGUGAUUCCGACGAUGAGCAUCCUACGGUGAACACGAGAAAACGAAAGAUUUCAUCAGCAAAGAAUAAGGAAGCGGAUAUUCAAAGCGACUCUGAACAUUCUGACGCGGAAGAGAUGAGACCGAAAAGACGUCGAGUGCAAAGAAAACGCAAGGCCGGCAGCUCUACAGCAAUCGCAACAGAAUCAACUGUACAAACAAAUGCCGACAAUACUUAUUCUGGCGAGGUUUCAAAACCAAAGAGACGAGGAGGAAGGAGAGCGGUUCCAGUUGCGCUUCCAUUAGAAACGGCGGAGGUUCUUCCUGCUUACUUAUUAGAAUGCGGAAAUCGCGGAAGAUGUAAAGUCAGACUCUCGAAGGAGAUUGAAUGGGUUCAAUGCGAUGACUGUAAACAAUGGUGGCAUAUGAUAUGCCUAUUCGGAAGAAAUUUUAAAUAUGACGAGGAAGAUUUUCGCUGUUGUGGUGACAAUCCGACCCUUCCACCGUCAUAUUCAGUAGGGAGAGGACGCAAAUCGAGAGCUUAA